CGAAUACCUUCAAAACUUUAAUCCCUUUUUAAUCGAAAAUAAAUUAAAGUUGAUAACGUUUACUUCAACGGAGAAUCUUUUAUUUCGUGCGGUUUAAUAUAAUAACAACUGCUGUUUAUAAUUAAAUGGAACCAAUGCAAGAAGAUUGCCAUAAAACUAAUUCUUUUAAAAGUGUGCAACAUUUUCCAGAAAAUUUAUUUUCGCGUAAAGAACUACUUCGUGAAACUCAACGUUUUUUAAAUGAUGUAAACAAGUCACCUUUAGUGUUAUAUGGAAUGUCGGGUGUUGGAAAGACACAAAUUGCAAGAAAAUAUUGUGAAACUUAUUAUAGCUUCUACAAAAACUUUGUUUGGAUUGACGCAGCAUUUGGAAAGUUACAAAUCUCAAUGAGAAACCAAUGUCAAAUAUUAGGAUUUGAAGUUCAUGAUAUCAAAGGUAAUUAUUUGAAUAUAGAAGUGAUUGUUGAAAAAGUUCACAACCAUUAUAAAAAUGAAAAGACUUUGUAUAUUUUUGACAAUGUCGACGAUGAAAGUGUUAAAAACCUGACCAUGUACAUUUCAAGAAAACCGGAUUCAUUUACGUUGAUAACCUCCCAAUGGAGAACGUGGUCGAAUAAUGCAAAUAAAAUUCUAGUCGAUGUUUUUACUUCAGAAGAAGCAUUCGCUUAUGUAAAAAAUAAUAUUAAAGAAAACGCCGAUGAAAACAUAAGAAACUUAAUAAAAGAACUUGGUUAUCAUCCGUUCGCUAUUACUCAGGCAAUAAAAUAUAUAAAUAUACAGAGAAUUUCGAUAGAAAAAUACGUAGAACGAUAUAGAUUAAAACCAUCAGAAAUAUUAGACAAUAAUAACUUUCCAACCGAAGAAGAACCAAAGUCUGCAAUAAAAGCAAUUAACUUAGUUUUAAUAAAAUUAGAAAAAAGUAAACCUUUUCCAUUUAAAAUAUUAAACUGUUUAUCUCAUUGCGACGGUCAAAACAUAAGUAAACAGUUUAUAAUCGAAAUUUCAAAACAAAUGGAAAUGAACGAAGAAUAUGUAAUAGAUGAAGCCGUUGGGUUACUAAUGAGUUAUUCUUUACUAAACUGUUUUGAUGAUGAAAAAUAUUCAAUGCACGAACUGACACAGCUGACGUGUAGAUGUUUUCAAAAUAGAAAUUCAACUACAAAUACGUAUCUUAGUUUAAUAAAAAAUUAUUUUAAAUUUAAAUUGAAUGAAGUAAACGAUCACAUGGAUUACGGAAACCAUUUUGUUUUCCAUUUUAUCUAUAUGUUUCGGAUAAACAUAAAAAAAUUUUCAAAAACCUUUCAUAAUAUGACGACAUCUAUUGAAAAAUUAUUAGUAUGUAAAGGUUUGUUUGAAGAAGCAAUCGAAAUAUUAAAAAGUAUUCAAAGUUUUAACACAGAAACUUAUGAUGAAAAUAAUAAAUUCACGCUCGAUACAAAAAAUAAUAUCGCAAACUGUUUGUACGCUAUGGGAAAAUAUAACAAAGCUUUAGAAAUUGAUUAUUCUGUUGAUAAAAUACAAACUGAAAUUUUAGGAAAAGUUAUAUUAGCUCCUCUUUCUCUUUAUCCGCCAUUGUUGACUGGUUUAAUGACAGGAAACCAUGUUGAUCAUGCUCUGUAUAUCUAUGAUCCUAAUGCAGCAGUGUCAUUCAGAAUGAAACAACCUGGUAAUGAUGGUUGUAUACAUGAGUUAAUGCAACUCUUGCAAACAUUAGUUAAUCAAGAAAACCCAUUUGCUCUUGCAUUUAAAAACAUGGCAGAAGUAGAGGAUGAAGAAAUCCGCCAAGCAGCUUUAGAAGGUAGACCAACCUCUGUUGUAAGAAUGUCUUUGCUUGAAGGUCAUGAUAGACGUCGAUACAAUCUUCCUUCCCAUUAG
Molecule: messenger RNA, 1874 nt
Organism: Hydra vulgaris (swiftwater hydra)
Lineage: Eukaryota; Metazoa; Cnidaria; Hydrozoa; Anthoathecata; Hydridae
Cellular component (GO): kinesin complex
Molecular function (GO): ADP binding; protein binding
Source: RefSeq, a predicted model, not a curated record